GAAUCCAGGGUCCCAGGCCUCGGGCCCUUCCUGCACCCAGACUGAGGCUCCAGGAGCCCAGCCUGCCUGGAGAAGGGGGUGCUGGAGCAGGGGCUAAGACGUGGCCUGCUGCUGACCAGCCUGGGAUUUAUGGAGAGGGCCUCGGGGGCCAGCUCUGAAUACUGCCGUGCCCAACAUCGCCACUGCGCCCGCUGCUGAGGAGGCCCCCGCGCCUCUGGCCCUCACCAUUGCGCUCGCCCGCCGAUGGCCUCUGCUGCCUGGCCCCGGGCCGGCCCCACCGCCUGAGCCCCCUGCCCUGCUCCAGGACUCACUCUACCCCGAUGGGGUAACGUGACGCGUGUGAGAGGCCACCUGUCCGCCACGGCCACCACCUGUGACCCCCACCCCAAGGCCACCAGUGUUGGUUCUGUUCAAGUUCAUUUUUCCUGUCAUCCUUGGGGAUUUGGAGCCCACCUUUGAACAAAGGGGGCUGUUCACCUGCCCACCAAUGCAGAGAGAGCGUCCCCAGCGGUGGGCACAGCGCUGGACGCUGCUGCGGCGGCGGGUUCACUUUCAGCUCUUAGGUUUUCUUUGCUGAGUUUUUUGGUGGUGGUUAUUUUUAUGUUUGCCCCCUUAUAGUUCUCCAGCUCUGAGAGGCAGGAGCUUGGCGUGGCCCGUUUCUACUUUGGAGGGCUCUUUUGCUACUUUCCUUUUUUAAAGAGUUGGGUUUUCUUUUCUAAUUAUCCACACCCGGGCAGCUUCUUCCCCCACUCCCAAGUAUUUGUACAAUAUUUGUGCGGGGUGUGGGGGGCGGGUUUUUAAAAAAUCUUUUCUCUCUCUUGGACACACACAGGGGUCUCGUGCUCCUCAGUUUUUCGGGGGCUGGUGGGGGCUUCUGUGGUCCGUGUCCCCAGCCCUCUCUGCAGCCCCUCCUUGGCCCGGCCCCUGCCCCGUCCCCAGGAGGAGCCAUGGCGCGGAUGAACCGCCCGGCCCCGGUGGAGGUGAGCUACAAGAACAUGCGCUUCCUCAUCACGCACAACCCCACCAAUGCCACCCUCAGCAGCUUCAUCGAGGACCUGAAGAAAUACGGAGCCACCACCGUGGUGCGUGUGUGUGAAGUGACAUAUGACAAGGCCCCGCUGGAGAAGGAUGGCAUCACUGUCGUGGACUGGCCGUUUGAUGAUGGGGCGCCCCCGCCCGGGAAGGUGGUGGAGGACUGGCUGAGCCUGCUGAAGGCCAAGUUCUGCGAGGACCCCGGCAGCUGUGUGGCGGUGCACUGCGUGGCGGGCCUGGGACGGGCUCCGGUCCUCGUGGCACUGGCCCUCAUCGAGAGCGGGAUGAAGUAUGAGGACGCCAUCCAGUUCAUCCGACAGAAGCGUCGUGGAGCCAUCAACAGCAAACAGCUCACCUACCUGGAAAAAUACCGGCCUAAACAGAGACUACGGUUCAAAGACCCCCACACGCACAAGACCAAAUGCUGUGUCAUGUAGCUCAGGAUCUCGGCCAGGCCUGGGCCCACGGUGGCCCGGCCAGCCACCCCACCCAGCAGGGGCUCCGUGCCUGGGCUGGCCUCCGUCUCUGG
This is a messenger RNA of Galeopterus variegatus (Sunda flying lemur), 1561 nucleotides long. RefSeq names its product protein tyrosine phosphatase type IVA, member 3 (gene PTP4A3). The record is from RefSeq and is a predicted model, not a curated record. Gene Ontology annotation, biological process: protein dephosphorylation; endothelial cell migration. Gene Ontology annotation, molecular function: protein tyrosine phosphatase activity. The transcript has 6 exons. The coding region runs from base 948 to 1469 and encodes 173 amino acids. Lineage: Eukaryota; Metazoa; Chordata; Mammalia; Dermoptera; Cynocephalidae. Gene Ontology annotation, cellular component: nucleus.